CUUUUUGCCAUGUCAGGCGCGAUGGUUAGAGGGGGUCAAGCAUGUUGAAAACAAGGGCGUCAACAUUGCUUCCCCAGCAAAAAGGAGGUUUAUUACACCCGUUCCUUCACUCUUUCCUCUGGUGAUACAGAGACGUGAGUAGAGGACGGGGCGUGAUGUCCACCAACUCUGCCAUUCUGCGAUCCUGGGAGAACUGUCUUCGUUUCCAAAUGUACCCGGAAGCUGACUUUCUCUUUUUCUCUUUUUGUAGCCGCGGACACGUCUCCGCCGGUCACGGACGUGUUGGCAAGCACCGCAAGCAUCCCGGUGGUCGUGGUCUGGCCGGUGGUCAGCACCACCACCGCACCAACUUGGACAAGUACCAUCCCGGUUACUUCGGUAAGGUCGGUAUGCGUUACUUCCACAAGCAGCAAGCCCACUUCUGGAAGCCCGUCAUCAACCUUGACAAGCUCUGGACCCUCGUCCCCGCUGAGAAGCGCGAGGAGUACCUCGCCGGCAAGGGCGACAAGGUCCCCGUCAUCGACCUCCUCCCCUUCGGCUACUCCAAGGUCCUCGGCAAGGGCCGCCUCCCCGAGGUCCCCAUCGUCGUCAAGGCUCGCUGGGUCUCCAAGCUGGCCGAGAAGAAGAUCACCGAGGCCGGUGGUGUCGUUGAGCUCGUCGCAUAAGUUCAAGUCAAAAUCAAUCAUACCAACUCUUCGAAGGAUGAUGUGCAACGGUACUUGGGAAUGAUGGCUUCAUAGCCACGGGUCAAGCGGACGGCGUUCUGCGAACAUUUUGUGUCAUCCACAGUUAAGAGCUUGUGGGUACACGGGAAAAGGGCCGAUGGAAAAGCGGUUCUUCAUUUACAUAAUGAUCCGACCUCAAGGAGUUGACGAAUAAAAAAACGAAAGGCUCUUCCAAAUCAAAAGUUCAUGGCUUGAUGAUAUCCGGUUUAGUGGCGUGUCUAGGAUUCCAUAAGGCGGACGGGGU
Colletotrichum godetiae is the source of this 969-nucleotide messenger RNA. Its product is annotated as 60S ribosomal protein L27a. The record is from RefSeq and is a predicted model, not a curated record. NCBI's taxonomy places the organism in Eukaryota, Fungi, Ascomycota, Sordariomycetes, Glomerellales, Glomerellaceae. Gene Ontology annotation, cellular component: cytosolic large ribosomal subunit; ribosome. Gene Ontology annotation, biological process: translation. The transcript is spliced from 3 exons. Gene Ontology annotation, molecular function: structural constituent of ribosome. The coding region runs from base 156 to 665 and encodes 169 amino acids.